Molecule: messenger RNA, 1030 nt
Organism: Rosa chinensis
Lineage: Eukaryota; Viridiplantae; Streptophyta; Magnoliopsida; Rosales; Rosaceae
Exons: 2
Coding region: 222-890 (222 amino acids)
Source: RefSeq, a predicted model, not a curated record
CGUGAAGAAGAAGCGCCAUAGGAGCGUUUGCUCUGUGAUCGACCAUUCACAUUUCAUAUUCACCUCCACCAACUCUCACUCUCUCUCUCGCUCUCAAAACUCAAACACCCCCUUCUCUCUCUAUAUAAACCCACAAAACCUACUUCACCAUCCGACUAGAACACUAAGCAGAGCCUCUCUGCUUUUCUAGAGAGAGAGAGAGAGAGAGAGGCGAGGAGGUGAUGGAGAAGGAGUCUGAGGCAGUGAACGAAGCAAGCCCCAUAAGGAAGCUGGCUCUGUUCUCACUUCCGAGCCAGCCACCCGAGCCUCCAGGGAUGCUGACGCCGCCGCUGCUGACUUCAGUCUCGGUUCCUUUCCAGUGGGAGGAGGCGCCGGGAAAACCCCGACACUUCGGCGGCGGAGAAGGCGGCGGAGGAACAGAGACCAAGGCCAAGUGCGCGAGAUCCUUGGAGCUGCCUCCGAGGUUGUUGGUGAGUGAGGCUAAAGUUACCAACAUGCCUUCCCCGACGACUGUGCUGGAUGGACCUGAGGUGGGCCGGACUCUGUCGUUUUCGUAUGCAUUGAGGAGCCCGAGCAAGGAGGUUAAGGGCGGCGGCGGCGGGGGGUUUGGGUCUAUGAGGUGGGCCAGGUUUCGGAAGAACAAGGAGGCCGGUGAGGGCAAUUUCGACUUUCCGCCUACCGACAGCGGUGGUGAUCGGACAAAGGUGAAGAUCACAAGGGUUAGGAGUAAGGCUAGCUUCUUCAAUGGUGCUCAUCACUCAAGGUCACACAUGUGGGCCAGCAUCUGUGAAAGCUUAAAGCAGGUGGUUCCAUGGAGACGCAGACAGGAAAAACUGAGAAAAUCUGCUACUGUUGGAUAUGAACCUCAAAAUCCAAUUCUCACUAGUUAAUCAGUUUAUGUAAAAUAUAGCAUAUAUGAAGAAAUGGUCCUAAUAGUACAAAUUACAUAUAUAAACCAAGUCUUCGUCUCUAUGUAAUGAAGCAACUACCAACAAUUUGUUUCCAUUUUCUAGUUUGAUGAAUAUUUCUA